AGGAGAUGGGCCGAAGCUGCGGGGUGCGGGUGCCCCAGUACUUGACCCAGUGCUCCCAGAAGCUGAGCCUCGUGCUGAUGUUCACUCUGAUGCUGAUGCUUAUGGUGGAGCCGAUGAUCCACUGCGUGGGCAGCACAGAGGAGCAAGUCUUCAAGUUCGAAUGUGAGGCUUGGACUGAUGGAAUGAGCUUGAUGUACGAGAUCCUCUCGAUCGCCGGCAUUUUCAUGUUCUGCAUCCUGGUACUGGACGUCACCAGCAUCUCCAUCACCAUGUCCGAGUACACGGUGCUGUGCACCCACGCGCUGGAGCAGGUGAUGUUGUGCUUCAUGGCCUUGUUCACCGUGGUCUGCACCUUCACCUUCGCCAUCGCCUCCAUGUCCCGGGAGGCGCAGCACGUUUCUGGAGAGGAGUGGAAGGGCUUCAGCGCAACUGGGUCCUUGAUCCAAGUGGCCUUCGGGCUUAUGGAUUUGGAAUCCAUGGCAGUGGUGGCGCAGGAAAGUCCAUUGCUCUUCAUCGUCAUCCUCCUUUUCACCAUGAUCGUCUAUAGCUUCUUCUUCAACCUACUUGUCUCGCAAUUUUGCGGGGUGUACAUGUCGCUGGCCAGCGACAUCCAGGGCCAUGCAAGGCUUGGGCGUGGACAAAUCAUCCUUGAGACCCUCAAGACGGUGCGGAUGGCUCGCUGGAAGCGCUUCAUGUCGUCCUUGGCCUUGGACCGCCGCGUGGACUUCGGGGAGGGCGACAUCGGCCUGGCGGGAGGCAUCAAGGCGUGGGAGCCGGCCUUGCUGCACGCCGUGUCCAAGGAUGAGAUCAUCCGAUUCGGCGGUCAGACGGAUCCUUCGUUGCCUUGGCCGGAGAAGGACGCAGGUGAUGCCAAUGAGAUGGAGAGGAUGAUCAGAGGAACGAUUCAGAGGACACUCAAGUCACUACUGGGCAAGAAGGGCAUCAACAAGAGCGGCGGCGACGACACGACAAGUAGCCACCAUAGCAGCAGCCACCGCAGCUCUCUCGACGAGUGAUAGCGCGACCAGCGCUGGAGCACUCUGACUGCAGAGGUCACUGCGUUCAGGUGGAACAUCCACCCUGCAUGACAUUGUUUUAGCUGUAAACUCUCUGCUUACCUUUCGAGGCAUUUCUCAUGGAGCUGUCUAAAGCUGCAGUCUAGAGGCUGCUUGAUAGGUUGAAUCUGUUUUCCGCCCGUGUUUUCGGCCCUGAGUAUUUGCAAGGAGCCGUUUUCAGGGCCAUAUCCAGAAACAGGUGACCCAUUUUUGGAACCAGCAAGUUCAUACCAGGCUACAAAGCGCCUGGUAUCCAUCCAGCUCCAACGAAGCGGAUACGUUACUUUCAACCGGGCUGUGUUCCAUGCCUGAGGCAUGGGCCGACUUUUCGAGCUUUUGAAGCUGGCCCUAAAGGCCGGUAGCUGGUCCUUGUGUGAGCGCCGAUAUUUUCAAACGGGGUGCGAUGGCUGUCGCGGGCGCAUUUACUGCGCCAUGCGGGGAGGCGAUGCAAGAGAGCCAUUGGGACCGUCACGGGUCAUUCGAC
Messenger RNA from Effrenium voratum, 1539 nucleotides. The record is from the annotation of a GenBank genome assembly. Lineage: Eukaryota; Dinophyceae; Suessiales; Symbiodiniaceae.